Molecule: messenger RNA, 1115 nt
Organism: Phyllotreta striolata
Lineage: Eukaryota; Metazoa; Arthropoda; Insecta; Coleoptera; Chrysomelidae
Source: the annotation of a GenBank genome assembly
UGAAAACAAAAAACAAACUAUAUAAGUUCAUUGUGAUGUUUACGUCUACGUCUCUUACUUUCUCAUAUUAUGUUUAAUAAUUAGAGAAAUAAAAACAUUUUAUAAUGAAUCGUCAACCUCAAUCGUACGGGGCAAUUUCCACGAGUGCAGAUGUAGGGUUCAGUGACAGAAUUUCUAGUGAAUUUAAUAGUUACACUGACAAUGUAGUAACCAACAUAUACACGAUAAAUUCCAGCAUAAAAACGUUAGAAAACGCAUUAAAAUUAAUUGGAACAAAGAAAGAUACUCAUGGGGUGCGAAAUAAAGUGCAUGUUACUCAGUUGAGCACUAAUCAAAUAGCCUCCGUUACCAGCAAAGAUAUAAGUAGAUUAAAACAGCUCGUCGCCAAAGGGGAUAAACAAAGGCAACUUCAAGUCGAAAAACUAGAAGGGAACUUCAAAGAUACAAUAAGCAGAUAUCACACCUUACAAAAGUCUGUGGCGGAAAAACAAAAAUCCAACCUGUUACUGCCUUCCGUUAGCGUGGACGAAAGCGAACAGAAUUGGAAUAAUGAUAACGAGCAACAGCUCCAAGCUCAGAAAACGAGAGAACUGGCGUUCGAACAGGACCUGCUCGUGGAAAGGGAAACUAGGAUAAGACAGAUCGAAUCCGAUAUAUUGGACGUGAAUCAGAUUAUGCGAGAUUUGGGCGCUCUUGUGCACACUCAGGGCGAAACGAUAGAUACGAUUGAAAACAGUAUUGAUCACGCGGCGGGAAAUGUAGAAGAGGGUGCUGAGCACUUGGUUAAAGCUUCUCGAUAUCAGACAAGGUACAGGAAAAAAUUGUUCAUUCUCGUUGGUAUUGCGGCCGUUAUCGCUAUCAUUUUAAUAAUCAUUUUAGUAGUGCAAUUCAAAAAGUGAAUUUUUAUAACCGGGUAGAAUUUUAAUUGUAUAUUUAUCUUAUUUUACUUAUUUAAAAACAUUAAAACGUUACGCAAUUAUUUUGUUAUUAAAUAGGGCUAGAAUUGUCGAAUAAUUUUCAGUUGAUUUGAGUCGGCUAAGUUAAGUGUUAAAAUUGUUACGAGCAUGUAUGUGACCUAUUUAAUAUUAAUUACACAUUUUAUAUUUCCACAAGCA